Mercurialis annua (annual mercury) is the source of this 2191-nucleotide messenger RNA. Its product is annotated as MACPF domain-containing protein At1g14780. Lineage: Eukaryota; Viridiplantae; Streptophyta; Magnoliopsida; Malpighiales; Euphorbiaceae. The transcript is spliced from 8 exons. Gene Ontology annotation, cellular component: plasma membrane. The record is from RefSeq and is a predicted model, not a curated record. The coding region runs from base 201 to 1991 and encodes 596 amino acids. Gene Ontology annotation, biological process: regulation of salicylic acid mediated signaling pathway; plant-type hypersensitive response.
GAAAUACUGCAACUUCAUACAGAGACUUGAGAAGAUCUUUACCAUUUCAAUUCAUACUUAGCAUUAAAUACUUAUUUUCAUUUUCAACCAAUGAGAACACAAUUUUAUUCCUUCUCUUAACACUAUAAAUACAUAUCCCACUCCAAAUAUUCACCUCUAGUUCUUCAUCAUCAUCAUCACCAACUGAUCAGUUCAAAAUUAUGAACGAAAAAAUAGUAAAAAAGGCUCUGAGUAGCCUCGGCAAAGGAUUUGAUCUAACAUCAGAUUUUCGGCUUAAGUAUUGCAAAGGCGAAAAACGGUUAGUUUUGCUCAAUGAAGCUGAAAAAAAAGAGCUUAUGAUUCCGGGUUUUGGAUCUGUUAAAGAUGUUUCCGUUGAUAUUAAGUGCGAUAAAGGCGAACUUGUUCGGUAUCAAUCUGAUAUUCUUGAAUUUCAACAGAUGUCGGAGUUUUUCAAUCAAAAUUCAUCGGUCCCAGGGAAGAUUCCCUCUGGAUUUUUUAAUACGAUGUUUGGAUUUGACGGAGGAAGCUGGGCGGCGGAUGCGGCGGAGACGAAGUAUAUGGGUCUUGAUGGCUAUUUUAUUUCGGUUUUUGAUGUUCAUAUUGAUCGGUAUCCGCUUAUUCUUUCCGAUGAAGUUCGGAAUGCAGUUCCGGCCACUUGGGAUCCUUCUGCACUCGCCAGAUUCAUUGAAACAUAUGGAACUCAUAUCAUUGUGGGGCUAAGUGUUGGAGGUUCAGACAUAGUCCUUUUCAGGCAAGAUACAACUUCCAAUUUAGACCCAUCUGAUCUCAAGAAACAUCUGCAAAAUCUUGGAGACCAAUUAUUCACAGGGACUUGUAAUUUUUCCCAUAGAUCAAGAGAUCACAAACACAAGGCACCUCAGGCUUUCAAUGUCUUUGAUCAACAACCUGUUACCAUCAAUCCCUACUCAUCUGUCAGUGCAAAAGAUGGAAUCACAGUAAUAUGUAGAAAAAAAGGAGGAGAUGCAUCAAUUAGCAGCCACUGUGAGUGGCUUCCGACAGUUGCAUCAAAUCCAGAUGCAACUCAUUAUAAAUUCAUCCCUAUCACUUCUCUCCUUAAACAUGUUCCUGGAAAAGGUUUCUUGUCCCAUGCCAUCAAUCUUUAUCUUCGAUACAAGCCGCCUAUAUCAGAUUUACGAUACUUUCUUGAUUUUCAAUCUCACAAGAAUUGGGCUCCUGUACAUAAUGAUCUUCCAUUAGGUCCUACAACAAAUAUGACAAACAUUUCACCAGCUCUUCAUUUUAGUCUCAUGGGUCCUAAACUUUAUGUAAAUACUACUCAGGUUAUUGUACGAAACCGGCCUGUAACAGGAAUGAGAUUCUAUCUUGAAGGCAUGAAGGGUAACAGGUUAGCAAUGCAUCUCCAACACCUAUCAAACACGCCAACAAUACUCGAAAACAGGAUCGAUGAAACAUCAUUAUGGCGAGGAUCAGAAGAAAGUAACGACAUUGGAUUCAUCGAGGCAAUUUCCCGAAAAAAGUUUUCCCAUAUCUGUACGGCCCCUGUAAAAUACAAUCCGAAAUGGACAAUGGCAAAGGAUGGAGCUUACAUUGUUACAGGAGCUCAGCUUCACAUCAAGAAACACGACUCAAAAAAUGUCCUCCAUCUUCGAUUAUUAUACUCGAGAGUUUUAAAUUCUUUCAUCGCUCAGUCUCGGUGGGAUCACAGCUCCUCAGGAUAUUCUCAGAAGUCGUCAGGAUUGCUCUCUGCCAUAAGCACGUCGAUAUCAGGAGCAAACCCUGUGAACGAUAGACCGCUACAGGCCAUUGUAAUAGAUUCCGGUGUGUUUCCAUCAGGACCGCCCGCACAAUCGCAGAAGUUUUUGAAGUUUGUCGACAUUUCGCAGCUGUGUCGAGGACCGCAGGAUAGUCCCGGACAUUGGCUAGUGACAGGGGCUAAGUUGGACUUGGAAAGAGGGAAAAUAUGCCUUCAGGUUAAGUUCUCCUUAUUGAAUAUAUGUUCUUCAUUAUAAGAGUGAUUAAGAAUUCUUUUAUUAGUUGUGAAUUUUGUUUUUGGGUCGAAACUUUUAUUUAAUUUGUUUAUGUAGGCAAGACUUUCAAUGCCACCUUGUAAAAGUUGUGUACAUACAUAGGCUUUUUCUUUUUGUUCAUACUUUAACGUAAGUUUUUUGGGCAGUAAAUUAAUAAAUAUAUAUUAUAUGGAUUUCAUUCA